AUGUUGCGGUUGUCCCGGCAGCUCAUGUUGAUCGCGAGGGGCUUCAAGGUGUUGACAACUUCGCGUUCGGUAUAUCGAAUGCACGGCAGCGGAGGUGCUUGCUUGACCUUCGUUUAUUUGGCGUCUUCUUUAUCAGCGGGAGAUCACCGGCCAGUCGCGCGCAGAGGCCAGCGACUAAACCGUUUGUUUACAUGCCUUGCCUUUUUCGGACAGCUCAGGUGGUCAGCACCUCCGUCACGUCGUGUCUUCUUCUGCGACGGGAGCCCACCUUCUGUGCUUUUGCCGCUCCCGGGAGAGGAGGCAGAGGGCGGAAAGCGCGCUAAACCAGUCGCAAUGUCUACUGGACCGAUGGCAGCUGGAGCAGGCAGUCACGGCUUAUGGACCACAACAAGGGGGCCGAGGAAGGUAAACAACGAGCGCUUCGACCAUUUUACCCCGUCGAAACCCCCCGUAAUCCACACGUUAAUCACACCCGACCUCAGCAGGACCCGACACGACCCUUACAAGUUACAACCUAGUUCUUCAGCCCAGCUAUCGUUGCCGUUAUCACCACCGCAUCCAUCCAACUGCCCCUCCAAAAUCGUCACCCUUUCAAAGUACUUUCCACUGCCACUACUAAAGGACAAUCUGCCCUGCAUUCACUGCAAUUCUUCUACAAAGGCACCAUUGCAAUCGAUUCCCUAG
Colletotrichum lupini is the source of this 684-nucleotide messenger RNA. RefSeq lists its product as uncharacterized. The record is from RefSeq and is a predicted model, not a curated record. The transcript has 5 exons. NCBI's taxonomy places the organism in Eukaryota, Fungi, Ascomycota, Sordariomycetes, Glomerellales, Glomerellaceae. The coding region runs from base 1 to 684 and encodes 227 amino acids.